CUCAGAUCUGGCUUUGUGGGAGUGAUUGUCACUCGCUUAAUGAGCUUCUUUGCCAGGCGAGAGGCUUUGGCAGCAUAUGUCUCCCCAGUGCCUCUCUCGCUUCGCACCGUUCUGUGCACUAGUGGCGGGGCUUCUUUCCCGCGUCUGCUGUGGUAGACGUUUCUCUGUGUUUCACGCCUGUGGGAUUAGACUGAGCAGAAGAGGAAGGUUUGUCUGUCUUUUUGAGGACGAGUGGACAAGAAUGAAGCAGAUUCCUGUAGAGAGACCCCAGACUGUGUUGGAGUGAGAUGCACUGACUCCUGGCAAACUGCAACAUUCCCUGUCAUCCUCCGCUCUCCUUCGAAGGCUUUGGCCAGUCAUGCGGUUGCUACGGAAAAUCCUCCUCCUUUUGGGUGCUUGCCUUCAUAUGAGCUGCAAGUAUCAAAGUAAUGCCUUGGAUAUUCCACUUGAAGUUUUAGCACGCAUAAACAUGGAGCAGCUGCCCACAAUUACAGAGCACUCACCUGCCUCUCUGAUUGCCUUCCCUUUCGAAGAGAGCUUUCCUAUGAAGUGUGAGGCCACAGGAAACCCUGGACCAGAAUUCAGGUGGACAAAGAAUGGUGAAGACUUUGAUCCUUAUCAGGACCCCAGAUUGAUAACAUUAGAUGAUUCCGGAACAUUCAUCAUUCCCAAUAAUGGGAAUCUGACAGAAUUCCAGGGCAAUUAUCGCUGCUUUGCAACCAACAAGUUAGGAACGGCCAUGUCGGAAGAGAUUGAAUUCAUUGUUCCGAAUGUUCCAAAGUUCCCUAAAGAGAUCACUGAGCCGAUUGAGGUUAUGGAAGGUCAGUCAGUCAUUCUGGAGUGCAACCCACCUAAAGGAAUCCCCCCGCUGCAAAUCUACUGGAUGACAAUGAGUCUACAGCACAUCGAGCAGGACGAAAGAGUAUCAAUGGGUCUGAACGGGAACCUGUACUUCUCAAAUGCCAUCAAAACGGACAGUCGCAGAGAUUACUGCUGCUUUGCUGCCUUCCCCCGAAUACGAACCAUCGUCCAGAAAAAUGCCAUGUCUGUCGUGGUCAAAAGCAACAAGUUAAUGAAGGACUCAGACUCUGGUAGCGGCAGAGGUUACGCAAACUCUCUCUUGGAGAGAAAGCCCAGUCUGCUGACGCCCACAGGAAAGGAGUCACAUACAUAUCUAGUGAAAGGCGAAGAUCUUCAGUUGGAGUGUAUUGCAGAGGGCUUCCCCACACCAGAGGUGGAGUGGGUUAAAAUAGGCUUCCACAAGCUCCCUGAAAGAGCCGUGGUGGAGAGUCAUGGGAAGCUGCUUACUGUAGAGAUGGUGAAUGAGGAGGAUGAAGGGAAAUAUAUGUGCAGAGCCAAAAAUCCCCAUGGAGAAGUUGUGCAUUAUUUUUAUGUUACAGUAGAGGAGCCUCCUGAAUUUGAGAUUGAACCUCAAAGUCAAUUGGUGACAAUUGGAGCUGGUGUGGUGAUCAAGUGUGUUGUGAAAGGAAAUCCUCAGCCUAGUGUUGCAUGGAGGGUCAAUGGCCAACCUCUGAACGAUGUCCCAACAUCCAAUAGGAAAGUCUUAAAAGAUGGAACCAUUUCCAUCCACAACGCAAAGCCUGAAAACAGUGCUGUUUACCAGUGUGAGGCCACAAACAGACACGGCACCAUCCUAGCCAAUGCCAACAUCAUGAUUAUGAACAUCCAGCCCCUGAUCUUAACAGAAAACAAUCUGCGAUAUAUGGCAGUGGAGGGGAAAGGUGCGGUCAUGCACUGUAAGGUCUUCAGCUCACCAGCAUCCAGCAUCACAUGGAGUAAAGCUGACAGUGCCGAUGCAGUGGAAGGAGAAAGGUUUUCUGUUCAUAAGAAUGGUUCACUGGAGAUCCAAAACCUAAUGAAAGAGGACAUGGGAGAGUAUUCUUGUUUUGCUCAAAACACUGAAGGCAAAGUAGCCAUUGCCGCAACACUUGAAGUCAAAGAUCCCACCAGAAUAGUAGAUCCUCCACGCGAUUUGCGGGUUUUGGCCGGAACCACUAUCCAGUUUUCAUGCCAAGCAGAGUUCGAUCCCUCCAUUGGUGAUGACUUUGAGAUUCUCUGGGAAAAAGAUGGCAUGGCCCUCAAUGGCAGUGAGAACGCACGAUAUAUGCUGGACGAUGGAGUGCUUGAAAUCAUCGAUGUGAGCUUUGGAGACCAGGGCUUUUAUGUCUGUGUGGCCAGAACACCAGUCGAUCAGGACAUGGCGGUUGCACAGCUUUCAGUUGUGGAUGUUCCUGAUCCACCAGAGGAUGUGAUCCAUUCCGAACAUAAUGGCAGAAGUGUGAAACUGCAGUGGAUUCCAGGAGAUGACCAUAACAGCUCCAUUACUGAGUUUGUUAUAGAGUUUGAGGAAAGCCAACAUGAGCCAGGCAGCUGGAGGGAGAUGAUGAGAGUACCGGGAAACCAUCACUCCGCUCAGCUGAAGCUUCACAGUCACGUGGACUACCGAUUUAGAGUCUAUGCCAUCAAUGAGGUGGGAAGAGGUCGGCCAAGCCAGGCCACUGAAAGAUACAAAACUCCAGCAUCAGCUCCCGACAAGAACCCAGAAAAUAUCAAGAUCGAAGGUCAUUUGCCACAUGAAAUGGAUAUCAACUGGGAGCCACUGUCACCUAUUGAACACAACGGGCCUGGUCUGGAGUACAAAGUAAGCUACAGAAGACAAGGCAACGGAGAGGACUGGAAGGAGCACAUGGUGAAGAGGCACUCAUUUCUGGUUAAAAACACCCCAACGUUCGUCCUUUACGAGAUCAAAAUUCAGGCCAAGAACCACAUGGGCUGGGGUCCGGACCCCAAAAUAAUAACAGCGUACUCAGGAGAGGACUUCCCCUCGGCUGCUCCAGAGGAUGUAGCCGUAGACGUGAUGAACAACACCAUGAUGCAGGUCAAAUGGGCCCAUGUUCACAAGGACAAACUCAAUGGACAUCUGGGGGGCUACAGGAUAAGCUAUUGGAGGCUUCGUAGUCUGCUGGACUCAAAGAAAACACAUGGUGACAAACACACAUUGACAUUCUCAGGCGAGAGGAACCAUGCGGUGGUCACAGGACUUAGGCCGUUCUCUGAAUACAGCCUCAUUGUCAUGGCCUUUAACAGCAGAGGAAACGGGCCUGGCAGUCAUCCGGUCAGCUUCAAAACACCUGAGGGAGUUCCUGGUGAAGUAGCUGCUUUCAGUGUUACAAGCAUCCAGAAACAUAAGGUCACCUUGACCUGGUCUCCUCCGGUUGACGCAAAUGGAGUCAUAAUUGGCUACAUCCUCCAAUAUCAGCUAAUAAAUGACACAGAGGAACAAGGUUCUCUGAUGAGCCUCAACAUCUCUGCUGACAACAAUAAGCUGCACCUCCAGUAUCUGGAAGCACUGAGCAAAUACAAGUUUUACCUACGGUGCUGCACACAGAUGGGCUGUGGACCAGCUGUCAGCGAGGAGCGCACCACUGUCCCCGAAGCGACUUCAACAGAUGUGGCCUCUUUCAACAUCAGAAAAUCCGGCUCACGAUUUCCUCCAAGAAAAACCACUGUUUCCCCUGUGGCUAAUGCUACUGUUUCUUCUAUAGCUGUGUUGAAUAUUAGCACCUCAGUUAGUCACAACUUUGCAAAUAUCAGCUGGAUUCCAGGCACAGAACAGACGGAGUUAUAUGUUGCCUUUAUGAACAACCGUGAAGGUAACUGGAAGAUUUCCGAUGCGCUAAAUUCUUCUAAGACUUUCCACAUCAUUGAAGGGCUAGAACCUGGGACUGAAUACACAGUGCGUCUUAUGACUAAAAGCUGGGUUGAUAAUUCUAGUAUUUUUGAAGACGUUAUCAGGACCAGUGCCAAAGGUCUGGCCAGUAUUCACGGAGGCAUCUCCAACCAAGGCUGGUUCAUCGGGCUCAUGUGCGCCAUAGCUCUGCUCACCCUCAUAGUGCUUAUAGCGUGCUUCGUGAACCGAAAUAAAGGCGGAAAGUACUCAGUGAAAGAGAAAGAGGACCUGCACCCUGACUUGGAGUCCCCGGGCAUAAAUGAUGAUACCUUCUGUGAAUACAGCCAGCACCAAACCAGCCUGAGCUCUGGACGUGCAGCAAGCUAAAGUAACCACCACACUGAUAAUGAUGAGAAACCAUUGAAAAGCAGCCAGCAUUCAUUGAAUGGUGACUUGAAAGGAGGGGACAGUGGAGACAGCAUGGUGGACUACGGCGAUGAGGACGCGCACUUCCACGAGGACGGCUCUUUUAUCGGAGAAUACUCUGGACGCAAGGACAGGGUCUCCAUGGAAAUCAAGGGAAACAAUCAGAGCACAGCAUAAUGGACCAUGGACAAUUUAUUUGUUGGACAAGCUCUCACAAAAGGUCAGUCAAAAGGAAACGGAAGGAAAAAAACACGGCAUAACGGCACCCGAAGGACCUUUUUGCAAUUAAUGUGUUAUUGUCAACUCUCAGUCAUACUCACAUCAUUUUACAAAGCUUAGUUUGUUUUGCGUGCUGUAACUGAUCAAUCAUGUCAGUUGUGUAUACUUUUGUGGGGUGUUUUUGUAUUAAAUCUUUGCAAAUCAUUGGUGACUUUGGAGCUGCCAGAAAGUUUGCUAUUUUUAUAAAUGCAAACUCUGUGCACCGUUUUUGCUUUCUUCGUGUCAUCAUGUAGCCAAGCAAGUUUUAUGUCAGGGUAUGAACUUUGUAUUUUUAUUUUUCAUUCAAAGCAAAUAUUAUUGACAUUUUAUAUUUCAGAUACUGUAUACUGUACAUUCAUUAAAUGUGGGUUAUUAUGUGUACAAAGGAGUUGUUGCUUAAAUAAUCAUAAUUUCUGUUGAAAUCCAAAAAGCGUAAGGCAAAAUAAGGGUUGACUCACAAUUACUCACAUGCUUUUUUGAAAGUUUUUGCAUUGAAAUGAUUAUUAUUAAUGGUUUGGGCUAUACUAACAAGCUGCAUAGCCAUAUUCAGUACCACAUAAACCCUUCAGUGAGUCUGUUGCCCUUAACCCAUUAGCCAUAAUACAGUAUAUCAUCAAAUAGGCAAAUACUCAAUGUUCAAAAGUUUUUUUUUUUUUUUUUUUUUAACACCUCUUUUGUCUUAGAAUGGCCUUGAUGUUCUGGUAAGUAUGACAAAACGAACUCUCAUGGAUUCCGUGAUACAGGGUUGGAAUUCUGAAAUUCCACAUUGGCAUUAAAUCCUAUGAAAUAAGUCCUCCAGGAAAUGCAGUUUUGUUCAUUUGUGUAUUUUUUUGGAAUGGUUUCACAUAGAGUCAAACCCAGAUUCUGUACAAUGUUUCUGUAAAUUCUGUUUGCAUGUUUAAGGAUGUUGAAUGAGGUUUGUGUGCAGAUUUGACAUUAAAUUGUAUCAUUUUCUUCA
Cyprinus carpio (common carp) is the source of this 5333-nucleotide messenger RNA. It is a transcript of the gene chl1b, whose product is annotated as cell adhesion molecule L1-like b. The coding region runs from base 359 to 4078 and encodes 1239 amino acids. Gene Ontology annotation, molecular function: cell-cell adhesion mediator activity. NCBI's taxonomy places the organism in Eukaryota, Metazoa, Chordata, Actinopteri, Cypriniformes, Cyprinidae. Gene Ontology annotation, biological process: brain development; cell-cell adhesion. The transcript is spliced from 32 exons. The record is from RefSeq and is a predicted model, not a curated record.